AUGUCGCUGGCGUGCGCGGGGAGUCCAGCGACGCAGCCCAAGGGGGUGGGGCGGAUCGAUACCACCAUUAACCGAUCGAUCGAUGGCAUCGAACGUUGCGAGAGCAACUUCCGCAGCAAUGGAGACGAGUUGAAUUAG
Echinococcus granulosus is the source of this 138-nucleotide messenger RNA. RefSeq lists its product as hypothetical. The record is from RefSeq and is a predicted model, not a curated record. NCBI's taxonomy places the organism in Eukaryota, Metazoa, Platyhelminthes, Cestoda, Cyclophyllidea, Taeniidae. Bases 1 to 138 code for a protein of 45 amino acids. The transcript has 2 exons.